Messenger RNA from Monopterus albus (swamp eel), 2914 nucleotides. Its product is annotated as GTP-binding protein REM 2-like. Gene Ontology annotation, molecular function: GTPase activity; GTP binding; calcium channel regulator activity. NCBI's taxonomy places the organism in Eukaryota, Metazoa, Chordata, Actinopteri, Synbranchiformes, Synbranchidae. Gene Ontology annotation, cellular component: plasma membrane. The coding region runs from base 292 to 1149 and encodes 285 amino acids. The record is from RefSeq and is a predicted model, not a curated record. The transcript is spliced from 6 exons.
GAGAGAGAGAGAGAGACCGUGCUUACUUUGUAGUUGCCGAGAGCCGUGUGACAGGUGAGAGAUCAGCCCAGGCAUUUUGGGCUGGGGUUCAUAAAGACUGUGGAGUGGGGAGCGAGGAGGGGCGUGUUCUGUGUCCUUUGGGGUCUUUAUUUCCGGUCGCUUGAUUCCAGUUUGCAGAUGCCGACAGAUGUGCCCGAAGACAGGCUCAACAACGAGGAGAACACGACCAAGGUGUAAAGGGACACUUUACUACUUAACCUGUGAGGGCAUUUAAGAGGCACUGAAAAUCUGAUGUGUGACAGUAUGACUCUGUCCAGCACACCUACUGUUCGCAGAGGAAGCACUCCUCUGCCAAUUAAACACCAGUUGAGAAGAGAAGAAGCUGUCCAUGAUGACUGUGACUGGACAUCGGGUGCAGCUGGACCUUCUGCUGCAUCCAUCAGCUUCAGUCCAGCCUUGGAUGACACUCUGACUGUGGUGGUGGAGGGCAGACCUGAUGGGCGUUUAAGGAUCGCCCUGCUGGGGCAGAACGGUGUGGGAAAGACCUCCUUGGCCCUUGCCCUCGCAGGGGACAUGGACAGGACUGCAUCUGUGGAUUCUGAUGGAGAGGGCUAUGUGCGCACAGUCACUGUGGAUGAUGAGGAGAGCACCAUCAUUAUCUAUGACAACUGGCGACAGGACCUUUCAUCUCUGCAGUGUGAGGUGUGUGUCCUGGUGUUUUCAGUGACUGACAGACGUAGUUUCCACCGCACUGCUCAACUCCGACUUCUCCUGAGAGAGACUCAGCCCCAAACUCCCAUUAUCCUUGUUGGUAAUAAGAGUGACCUGGUUCGCACACGUGAGGUUACCUCCCAAGAGGCCAUGUCCAGUGCCGCCCUCUUCAACUGUCUGUAUCUGGAGAUCUCUGCCUCUCUGGACCACCGCACCCCAGAGGUCCUUGAGUGUGCAGUGCGGCUAGCCAGGGGCCAGUCCCCAUGGCCCCCGGGGACCAGUGCAGAGGACAUGAGUGGAGGAGGCCAACGUGAAAGCAUCACCUCUCGUGCCAAACGCUUCCUGUCCAGCCUGGUGCCCCGAUACCCACGAGAGCGAGAAGCGAGCAAGUUCCUGCGGCAGAAGUCCCGCUCAUGCCACGACCUGGGGGCGCUGUGACUGGGCACUGCAGGGAGGUUAAUGGUUAAGACUGUUAACAGAGAUAGCUGGAAGUGAUGUAGUAUAUCAACAAAGAGAGGAACAGGGAGUGAUGCAGCAAUUAGUGGACUGGAGAGGAGGUUGUGAGUGUGAAGGUGCCAGAGUGAUGGCAGGACAAUGUUGUGAGUGAUCAUCAGCAGAGGAAAAGAAGGAGAAUGACAACAGUGUUAAUAAUGAUGUUCAUAUAUGAUGGUAUAGAAGUUUUGUACAAAACACCAAACAACAAAGAAGAGACAAAUAUUACUAUAUACUGUUGUAGAACACGUGUAAAUAACCUGUAGUUCUGAUGCUUAACUACCACCCUCAUAGCUAUGAGAGAUAAAUAAAAUGUUUGAGUCUUGAGAAAGGAACUGCAAAUCUGCCUUACUGGGUUUUGUUAUUACACUAGGUACACGUUUCUUAUUAAGAUAGAAGCAGUCAAAAUUAACAAUGACCAAGGCACAGGAUAAAGUCAGGACCAUAUGUAUUCAUAAUUCUUUAGUGGGUCAGACUUUGCUGAUGAUUCAUGUUGUGUUCAUUUACUCAAAGCUGUUGUGGUGUCCAGCAGUAGGACAGUGAAAGGCCAGCGAGGAGAGAAGGGAUUAAAGAGAUUUUAAAAAAAAAGUGGUCACAGUGUGGUAAUAAGAGAAGGAGAGCUGAAGAGAUCAUUGUAUAUAGAGUGAUGGUUGCCAUGUUACGGUUGUCAAGGAGACUUGGUUUCACUGAGAUGUACACAUUAUGUCCAUUUCAGCUCUAUGGCUUUACCUUCACUUUUUAUGCUGCAUAUUGAUUCAGCAAUAAGAGUCCACUUCUAGCACAAUAAAUUGUAUUGUUUUUACCAUAGAAUUCAAAUUCCAAAUUAACAUGCAGAGGAUUUUUUCAGAUAUCAGCUUCCCUGCACUCAUCUGUAUCACUCUCUACCCUCAGCACUUCCAUCCUCCCACUUCCACCCACACAUGAUCAAAGACUUAGCACACCAUAGGUCGUUACACCCAUCAGUUGUUAUCAGAGUGAGAACUGUGCUAUAGAAGUAAAAAAUAAUAAUAAUAAAAUGGUGGCAUGAUGGUCUGACUCAUUCCCUUGGCUGUCAACUGCUGGAUCGGAUUGGAGGGUUAAGAUUUGAGAUAGUCAACAUGAGCCACAGGCUCCCUCAAGUGGCCAAGAUAAGGUCCCGAGCUGCUAAAGAAAAUACAUGAAUGUGGUUAAAAUGGCAGAUAAAAGAGAAAUGAUAAGCAGCUCUCCACUCUAGCUCAUAUGUUGCUCAGAUGACUUGUACGUGCAUUUUAUGCACUCAGCAUUUUAUAAGAGAGAACUUUGGCUACACUUUCAUCCUGAAGGCUGUUGGGUUGUUAUAAUAUAAGCAGGAGUUUCUCUGGGUGUUGCAAGGGCCUGCACAUAACUACAAAUCAACUCUGAUCAUCAUCUGAAUUUGUAAAACAGUGCAGUUGUUGGUAAAAUGUGCAUUAAGAGUAAAAUUUCAAAUGAAAAAGGUCACUGAAAAGGUCAUCAAAUCUAUGUGCGUGACUCUGAGCCACUGUCAUCACGCCAAACUCUGACCAACAUUUUUCUGAUUUUCAAUCUGAUCUCUCUUCGGGUGAAAUGAUCUGCAGCUCUUUGCAAUGAUAAAAUCACAGGCUGAAAAACUCACUUUGGCACAAAUCUGAGCUAUAGCAGAUACCAUGGUCCAAAGUCCUCUGCUGCAACUCCCCACACAAACAGUUAAGAUAGCCAAUAAAUAAAUACCUUU